GCACAGAUCCGGGCGUCGAUUGAUUCCUCUGCCCUAAUUCCUUGAGUGCCCCAGCCGCCUUGUUGCUGUGCGCGCUCCAAGCUCGAUCGAGAAAUGUCGGAUGAUGAGAGUAAGGAGGAGAAGGAGCUCGAUUUAUCGUCGGCGGAUGUAGUGACCAAGUAUAAGCUCGCCGCAGAGAUUGUCAACAAGGCUUUGCAAGCUGUAUUGGCGGAGUGUAAGGCAGGGACCAAAGUCGUAGAGCUUUGUGAUAGAGGUGACUCUUACAUAAAAACCCAAACGGCCAGCGUCUACAAGAACGCAAAGAAGAAGAUCGACAAGGGCGUCGCCUUCCCGACUUGCGUCUCGCUAAACAACACAGUAUGCCAUUUCUCUCCCUUGGCUGGCGAUGAGACGGCUCUGUCCGAGGGUGACAUUGUAAAGAUUGACCUUGGCUGCCAUAUCGACGGCUUUGUGGCCGUAGUCGCUCACACGCACGUCCUCCAGGAGGGUCCAGUGACUGGAAGAGCAGCGGAUGUUUUAGCAGCUGCCAACACUGCGGCAGAAGUUGCUCUCAGGCUCGUGAGGCCUGGAAAGAAGACCAGGGACGUCUCGGAAGCCAUCCAAAAGGUAGCGGCGGCUUAUGACUGCAAAGUUGCCGAGGGAGUCUUGAGCCACCAAAUGAAGCAGUUCGUCAUCGAUGGCAACAAAGUCAUACUGAGUGUUUCGAAUCCGGAAACCCGCGUGGACGAGUCAGAGUUCGAGGAGAACGAGGUCUAUGCCAUUGACAUCGUCACAAGCACUGGUGAAGGAAAGCCGAAGCUUCUCGACGAGAGACAGACAACAGUCUACAAAAGGGCCGUGGACAAGAGCUAUCAUUUGAAGAUGAAGGCCUCGAGGUUUAUAUUCAGUGAAAUAAGCCAGAAGUUCCCGCUCAUGCCCUUUACCGCCAGGGAGCUGGAAGAGAAGCGUGCAAGGCUGGGGCUGGUUGAGUGUGUCAACCAUGAGUUGCUGCAACCGUACCCUGUUUUACACGAGAGAACAGGGGAUUUGGUAGCUCACAUCAAGUUUACGGUGUUGUUGAUGCCAAAUGGCUCGGAUCGAAUCACCGGACACAGCGUUCAAGACGUACAACCAUCCUCGACCGUGGACGAUCCGGAGAUUAAGUCGUGGUUAGCCAUGGGUAUAAAGUCAAAGAAGAAAGGAGGAGGAAAGAAAAAGAAAGGGAAGAAGGGUGAAGAAGCUGCCGAGGCUAAUGAAGAAGAGGAGGCCACUGUUUAGCAAAGCAAAAAUUUUGACUGCCAGGUGUUUGUAGGCAAUACUUCGACUUGCAAAGAAACAAGAAAAGAUUCCAUCUUGGAGAGCGCCACGUACAAAGUUUGGAGGAAUUGAUUUGUCUUGCAGCAAAGUCAGACUUUUGUUGGCCUACUCCUGAGAAAAAUGAAGAGAACGAUGGUUUCUUCUGGACUUCGACAA
Molecule: messenger RNA, 1452 nt
Organism: Selaginella moellendorffii
Lineage: Eukaryota; Viridiplantae; Streptophyta; Lycopodiopsida; Selaginellales; Selaginellaceae
Product: ERBB-3 BINDING PROTEIN 1
Exons: 10
Coding region: 94-1257 (387 amino acids)
Source: RefSeq, a predicted model, not a curated record